AUGAUGUGGUGUGGAAAUGCAAGUGGAGUGGUGUUGGUGCCAUCAUGCUUUUGGUCUUGUUGGAAAUGGAAUCUCCACCCUAGAGCGGAACUCGUUUGGCGGAACCGCAAUCACCGUCACAGUGUGAAGUUGUUUUCUCAAAAAACGGAUUUCGAUCCCGACCUGCGCUCCGCGCUUGAACUUGCUACUCACUCUGAGUUAUGUGAAAUUCAAACUAUCCUUUUCGGCCCAAGUUACUUGAGUCCUUUGCUCAAAUCCAUCACAUCAACAACUCCAACAACAACAACUACCCUCCACGAACAAGACAUUCAACUCCGCCAACACUUUAUAUCCACUCUCGAGUCCCGAUUUUUCUACUUAGCUGCCGAUGCACGCUCAACGCUAAGGGGUUCCAGACCAACUUACAGAAAUGUCUUGCUUCAACUAAGGAAUAAAUUCAAUAUUCCUUGCUCAACCAAACUCUCUACUCACGACAUUGAACUAGAAAUUUUCCUCCACCUUUUACACUACAACUCUAAUGAAGAAUCAGAAAACCAUACAGCCUUAUUGGAUGCUCCGGGAACUCUACAGCUUGGACUCAAUCAAUGGAAAAUGCACUCAAAAGUUGGAACACAAGACUUUCAAUCUCUUCUUUUCAAGGGAGGUAGUAUACUUACAUUGGCAAAGAUCUAUCAAUUGUUGGCGAGGAAGUUAUCUGGAAAAAUGAUUGGAGAAGCUGCUAAUUACCAGGUUAAGAAAGAGUUAUUGAAGAAGGGUGGACAAUUAGCUUUGAUCAAUUUAGAAUCCAGAACCGCUUUGCUUGCAGCAAAACAGGGCUUUCUUGGUGCUGCAUCAAGAUAUCUUGGUUUUAGAAGCAUGCUCUCAUUACUUGGACCUGUGCUUUGGGGAACAUUUCUGGCUGAUCUGGUUAUUCAAAUGCUGGGAACAGAUUAUGCUAGAAUCUUGCGAACAAUUUAUGCUUUAGCUCAGAUUCGUGUCAUCCGCACAUAUAAGCUGCCUUCUGAUAUUGCUGAGGAAUAG
Molecule: messenger RNA, 1020 nt
Organism: Vicia faba (fava bean)
Lineage: Eukaryota; Viridiplantae; Streptophyta; Magnoliopsida; Fabales; Fabaceae
Source: the annotation of a GenBank genome assembly